Molecule: messenger RNA, 1953 nt
Organism: Sceloporus undulatus (fence lizard)
Lineage: Eukaryota; Metazoa; Chordata; Lepidosauria; Squamata; Phrynosomatidae
Gene: DHPS
Product: deoxyhypusine synthase
Exons: 11
Coding region: 216-1322 (368 amino acids)
Biological process (GO): peptidyl-hypusine biosynthetic process
Cellular component (GO): cytoplasm
Molecular function (GO): deoxyhypusine synthase activity
Source: RefSeq, a predicted model, not a curated record
UGCUUCCGCCCAAACUUGAAGCCGUCCCGCCGCCAUUUUCUUAAAGGGCAAGGAGAAGGGCGGAACGAGGCGUUCUGUACAGUAGAGUGACCAAAAGAGUGCUGCUGCUGCUGCUGCUGCUGUUCGAAGAGAGGUCCAGGCCAGGAAGGCUGUUUUAGGACUCUGGACAACAUCGCUUCAGGCUGCAGACGUCCAGCUGCACUGUUGUCCACCCAAUGGAGAAUCUGGCAGGGAAUCUACCUGCAGGUGCAGUGGCUGCUGUGCUGAAGCCCAGUGAGGGACUACCUGAAGGGAGUCAAACUGUAUGUGGAUAUGACUUUGACCGCGGAUUGGAUUAUCAUGCCUUGCUCCAGUCUUAUCUUACAACAGGUUUCCAGGCUACCAGCUUUGGGCAGGCUGUCAAUGAAAUUAAUCGCAUGAUAGAAGCAAAGCUGACACCUUUUCAUGAGGAUGCAGGAGACCAUACUGAUCUCAAUCCCUGUCCCCGUCAUCUAACAGGCUGCACCAUCUUUUUGGGCUUCACCUCCAACCUCAUCAGCUCAGGUGUCCGUGAGACUAUCCGUUACCUGGUGCAACACAAUAUGGUGGAUGUGUUGGUGACCACAGCAGGUGGUGUUGAAGAAGAUCUGAUCAAGUGUUUGGCGCCUACCUAUAUUGGAGACUUCAGUCUGCGUGGGAAGGAACUACGCCAGAAUGGAAUCAACAGGAUUGGAAAUCUGCUAGUGCCCAAUAACAAUUACUGCAAGUUUGAGGACUGGCUAAUGCCAAUUCUGGAUCAGCUGGUGACAGAACAGGACACAGAGGGUGUGAAGUGGACUCCAUCAAAGCUCAUUGCUCGGCUUGGCAAGGAAAUCAACAAUCCUGAAUCAGUUUAUUACUGGGCACAAAAGAACAGCAUCCCUGUGCUAAGUCCAGCGCUGACUGAUGGCUCCCUGGGGGAUAUGAUUUUCUUCCAUUCCUAUAAGAAGCCAGGCCUUGUGCUGGACAUUGUAGAAGAUUUGAGGCUCAUCAAUACCCAGGCCAUCUUUGCACGAAAGACGGGAAUGAUAAUCUUGGGUGGAGGCCUUGUCAAACACCACAUUGCCAAUGCCAACCUGAUGAGAAAUGGUGCCGAUUUUUCUGUCUACAUCAACACAGCACAGGAGUUUGAUGGCUCAGAUUCAGGAGCUCGGCCUGAUGAGGCAGUGUCCUGGGGAAAGAUCCGCACAGAUGCCAAGCCUGUCAAGGUUUAUGCUGAUGCUUCCCUCAUUUUUCCACUGCUUGUUGCACAGACAUUUGCACAGAAACCAAAUGCCUUUGUUCCAGAGAAGCAGAAUGACUGAACUGCUGCAUUAGACUUCACAACAUCUGCUGCAUUAGACUUCACAACAUCUGUUAAAAACUGUUUGAACUCAUCCUGCUGCAGUUGCUGGCAUUUGAACUGAAACUAUUUGACAUUUGGGUGAGAGGAUGGUGUUUUGUCUGCUAGGACAAAAUGUUUCUCAUUCUCCAUACUAAAGAGGAGCUGUACACCAAGCCCUCUGCUCAGAACACAAAUAAAAUGUGGGUCUCUGGUUCCCCAUUGUCACAGUAAUCACAGUCGCUCCCAAAGAGCCGGUUUAGUUGGACGUUUCUUGCCAAUUCCCUUCAUGUUUCCUACAUCAAGGCAUGGUAGCACUGAAAAGCUAAGAUGCUUGAUCAUGUUCUUAGUUAUGCUGCACAGUGUUUCUUUGACGGUGGGAUGGUCUCAGGAUUCUGGAAUUAUAUUUUCUUUUCUUUUUCUUUCUUUUCAUUUCCAUUUUUUUUAAAAAAAAUUAAUAUCUGGCCCCAGCCAUAUCUUCAUGUUUAUGGUCCACAAUAUGUCCUUAUUUUAAUUUGUGACUUUUCUUCUCAGUUUGUUUUAUUCAUUUAUUUGGUAUAUUUAUGAAAUUAACAUGAGAACACCAGUGUCCUAAUAAACCACAGUGGUGUGUA